GUUUUCCUCGGGUUUUUGAAUACAACAAAGGAAAAAUGGAAAAUGAAUUUUAUGAGAAAAAGUACAACUCAAAUUUUUAAAACAUAAUUAAAAUUUCACACAGGUCAUAACCGUCUUCUAUUAAGUUUUGACUGUGCAAUGUGAAAAAUUGUGCACGAAAUCAAGGUGAAAGUGCAAUGAAAUCCCUGCUUCUAUUUUGGCAAUGCUCCUAAUGUCCCCCAAGUCCCCUAUGGACAAAAAUGGCGGCCGAAUUUGAAAGCGAACAGUUUUCUCACUCCGAGUUUAUGGCUUUGGCAUUAAAUAUUAUUUCGGAGAUUGUAAAAGAUCCUUUGCUAAAUGACCUACACAGUGAGCCGAGUGUUGAAGAAGUAAAUUCUCAAAUAGCGCUGGAGCAUGGACGAGCUAUUGUCGUUAAUGUAGUUCAACAAAACAAAGAGAAGUCAGUUCUACCUGUUGUGGUUCCAUCGACUGCCAAAGUAAAGGAUUUAAAAGCUAUUCAAAGGCAUGUUACACUUAAACAAACGAGAGAAAGAGGAACAACAUACAUAAGUUGGAGAUAUGUAUGGAAAACAUAUUGGUUGAUAUAUGAGGGAGAGAAAUUGACUGAUAAUGAGAAAACAAUAAAGGAUUAUGGCAUCAAAAACAAAGCUAUAUUGACAUUUGGAAAAAGGCUUCGACGUAAAUAAAAGGUUUAUUGCAUGAGUGAGAAAAUAUGCUUGGAUGACUUGAUUAGGUCAUUUGCAAAUGAUAAACAAAUAUAUAAAUUACCAAGCUAAUAAUGAGGGGGCAAACUAAUGAAAUUAAGACAGACAGUGAUAUACUCCACCAUAUCUAGUCACAUGCACUACCAAAAGCAUUGCCAAUUGAAGUAAUUUAUGUGGCGCAGAAUUAUAAAAUGUUUACAUUACAAA
Molecule: messenger RNA, 911 nt
Organism: Xenia sp. Carnegie-2017
Lineage: Eukaryota; Metazoa; Cnidaria; Anthozoa; Malacalcyonacea; Xeniidae
Product: U11/U12 small nuclear ribonucleoprotein 25 kDa protein-like
Biological process (GO): mRNA splicing, via spliceosome
Cellular component (GO): U12-type spliceosomal complex
Source: RefSeq, a predicted model, not a curated record